Messenger RNA from Macrobrachium nipponense, 4438 nucleotides. Its product is annotated as RING finger and transmembrane domain-containing protein 2-like. The transcript is spliced from 8 exons. Gene Ontology annotation, biological process: positive regulation of ERAD pathway. The record is from RefSeq and is a predicted model, not a curated record. Lineage: Eukaryota; Metazoa; Arthropoda; Malacostraca; Decapoda; Palaemonidae. Gene Ontology annotation, molecular function: ubiquitin protein ligase activity. The coding region runs from base 16 to 1713 and encodes 565 amino acids.
UUUUUGGUGUGGCUGAUGACGUCAUGCAUCUCGGCAAGGUUGUAUGACGUCAUCGACCGACGGACCAAUGGGAAGGACCGGUCCCGGGCUGCGUCGACCCUUACGUCAAUUUCCCCAUCAUCAAAACACUACACAACUGAUAGGAUCGCCUUCAAUCGGCCUAGUAUGGCCGGUCAUGGGCGACGAAUCCUGGCAUCGGAAGAGCAGGAAAGGACAGGACGCAGUGUUUUGCCCAUUUCGCUCACCGGUCGCUUUCAUUCCAACACAUGGCGGCAGGUGUUCACAUCUCUUCGACCGUUCGUAGCACAGACACGUCAGCGUACCUUGAGUACGUAUGCUCGAAGAUUGCACCAAAGACAUCUAGAUGGCCAGACACAAAACUCUGUGCUGGAAAGUGUACCUCUAGUGAGUGAUCAAGCAGCAGAUUCUAAUCCCUGGCAACAGCAACACAGUCAUCAUCCUUCAGGAUUGCAUGUCGAUGACAGCCAGCAAGAAGUUCCCAGCAGUGGCCAGAAUGUUGUCAUCGACAUAGAAACAAGCACUAGAGGAACUGGUAUUCCUCCCAACACUUCAAGCAUUCCAGUACAUCAGGAUGCAGAAAAUGAUUCUGCCUUCACAUCUGUGACGAAUACUUCACACUCCUCACAUGCUCCAGCAAAUGGAAGUGACGAUAGCAGUGCUGUUGCAUCUUCCAUAGAUCCCCUAAUACCCCGCGAAGCACCGAGUACAAGUUUAAGUGAGAGUGACAAUGCCAGCUACUCUGACACUUCGAGUGAUGAUGGGGCAACUUCUGGAACUAAUAAUAGAAGUGCAAGUGAUUCGCUGUCAGACCUGCUGAACCAGUUCCCCGAAGUACGCAGCGUGUUGGUCGUUGCAUGGCAUUACUGCAUUUUCUUUUUGAUUAUAUUGGCCAAAGCUGUGUUUGAUCAUUUUGCUGGUCUGUUGGUCUUGUUGACACUCGUAAUUGGCUUCGUAUGGAGUAAUAACAUUUUGAAAAAGUCCAUUGCACGACAGGGACGACGAUCUGUCAAGCCUUUGUUAGCGCUUCUUGUAAAUAUACCAGCUGGUGUAUUCCUGCUUUGUUACUCUUACAGAAGUGACAAGCUCAUCAACACUGUCUUGCUCAUCCAUCCUGAUAGAGAUGGUUUCGGAGUCCUAGACCUCUUGUGGAUUGUUAUCGUGUCCGAUUAUAUUUUGAAAUUGGUAACAGUUUUGUUGAAAACAUUUGUCACCAUACUUCCUCAUUCCUUAAUGCACUAUCAAAAUAGAGGAAAGUACUUUUUGGUCAUCGAGAUGGUUUCGCAGCUGUACCGAUCCUUGAUACCAAUUCAGCCGUGGCUUUCAUACCUUCUUGGAUACUCUGGACCAAAGAUUUUAAUUGGUGUUAUACUUACGGCCACAUAUUUGGUCUGUAAAGGCCCUGAUGUAGUUGUCAGAAUGAAAAGUCUACAUGAUGCUGUUGACAAGUUUAUACACAAUAUUAGUUAUAGGAGCACACCCACCAAAGCUCAGUUGCAAGAUGCUGGUGUGUGUCCAAUAUGUCAUGAUGACUUCCAGUUACCCACGAUGCUUCAGUGUAAGCACAUAUUUUGUGAGCAGUGUGUUGUUACGUGGCUAGACCACGAACAGACCUGCCCAAUGUGCCGAACUCAAGUAGCGGACGAUCCUGCUUGGAGAGACGGAGGAACGUCGCACUUCUUGCAGCUUUACUAGUGAAGAAAUCCAACUAUGUAAAACUUUGUGAUAUCCUUAGACAGAGGUAUUACAUUUUACGUUCUUUGAACAUAUUUGUACCAAAUACCUCUUUUGUUAUGAAUUAGUUAAUUUUUGUAGUAGGGGUUAUAUUCGCUGGAAGAAUAUUUCUGGAACCUUUUAAUUAAUUGAAGGCAUUUCAAAUUUUAAACUCCUUAAGUGCUCAUAGUAUCAGCUGUAAAGUUGGACUACUUUAGAAUAAUAAAAUAACAUUUACACUGAGGAAGGUGUUUUUAAUGUUCUGCAAAUGUUCUUGGGGUGAUUUCUGACCACUGAUAGUGUUUUCCAAAAGAGGACAUCAAACAAUUUUUCUGAAGGAUUACCUUGCUAUAUGCAGUGGAAUUUAUAGGGGAGAAUUUAAUAAUUAGUUAAAAAAAAUAAUCAAUUCCUAAUUCCUUGGAAGGUUUUUAUUUUAUCUUGAUAGAGGUGUACCAUGACCUUUGUGCUGCAGUCAUUAUGUCAAAGGUUCUUUGUAGCUAAAAUUUGACAUUUCAUUCAUUUCUUUUAGUCCCUCGAAGCCAGCUGUCCAACUUUUUACCAUCGGUUAAACGAAUUAUUUUUCUCAUCCAAAGACUAUUUUAAACAAAGUCACAACUGCUGUACCUGUAGAAGCCAUAAGCUAUGAUAUAGUGAACAUUACCGUUUAAUGUUCCAUCAUCUAUUUGUUUGGCAUUGCAGGGCAUAAGUAGCCAACUUGUGUCUCUCUUUAGAAGUUAGCAAGGAAGUUAGUGUGUCAGUGGGAGUUUUCCCUAUGAAUCUUCCAUUGGGUUACCAGUGAAUACCAAUGAAUUGGGCUUCGAGCUUUGCCUUUGUAUCAUUUCUUUGGGGAGUCACGUCUGGAACGAAGUGGCUUUUUUCACAGCUUAACAAAGUCUGCAUCAUGUCAUUAUUUCAUUAGAUAUAUAGGAGUUAUCUUUUUUACUGGAGUAAUCAUUGUUUUGCUAUACCUCUGUUCUUACACAUUCAAGCCUUGAAGUAAGUUCAUUUGCACUCUUACACAGUACAUGAGUAUUUUUGUAGUGUAGUGUAUUGACCAUGAUUGUGGACAGUUGCAUCGUCAAAGAUCAAACUGUUGUUCAACACUGUCAACUGUUGAUUAUAUAUUAAUUGUAUUGAGGUAAUACUAGAUAUAGUAAUACUCUUUGGACAUAAAUUUUAGUAGUACAUUUUUGCAAGUGGUAGAUGAAUUUGCAUCAUGGCUAGAUAUUUCCUCUUUGCUAUAAGUGAUUUUUCUACAUUUUACAUUGGGAAAUGGGUUAGUAUGAAGACAUUUUGCAGAACAUAGUAGAGUUGAUGAUCUGUAUGUAUAAGAGCCUUCUUUUUAAUGAAAGGUGUAAUAUUUUCUUCCAGAGCAUUUUGUAUUCAAGGAGGUAAAUGUUGUAAUGCAGAAUUCAUUAUGGAAAGGUUUGCUAGAUUUGAUAAGCCAUAGUUAUUUUGAUGUUAUUACAGUCCUGUGAUGUGAUGUUUCUUGAUACAUGUAUGAUGUACCUUACUUCAUCUUAAAGUUUAUAAUUUGUCUAGUCUGUAUUCCUAUACAGGUACAAACCUGAAUAAUUUAAAUCUGCUUUUAUUUGCCAGAGGCAAAAAUAAAACACCGAGGAGGAUUAAGAUUUUGCACUGCCAGCAAGUGUUGGAUACAUUUUAAGGAUUAGCUAUUGAGGAAGGUUAAUUUGGGGUUAUCAGGCUGUUAUAAAGUAGGGGUGCAACUACGUCACUCUUUGCUAGGAAGUUCCUUAUUAAAGGUCUCUUUGCAUCUUCAUCACACUCUUUCCUGUUGAGGGAAUGUUAUUUUAAAUCAGAUUCCUAUAUUGCAGCUGCUAAUCCUAGUUCGUUUACUGCGCAUAUGAAAGGUCGUCUGCCUUUCUUAUCUUCUUCCCAUUUUCAGUUUGAGGCUUACCAGUGUGUCUUUUUCAGCAACCAUUAAACCUAUUUUGACCCAGCUUUGAAAUUAAACUCCAUUGUCCUGCUGGAAAACAAUAUACUAGUACAUAUGUAAGGGAGGUUGAUGUUGAUCAUAAUCCCCUUAUAUUGGUGGAUGAAGCAACUCGAGUAGAAGUUUUGUACUCCGAGUUUACAUUUACAUUUACUUUAUGUAGUUAUUUUUUUCUGGAAAAUAACUUCUGUUUCUUUUGUAAGUAUGACUUAAUGGCAGCGCAAGUGGAGCAGUAGCUCUCCCUCCUCCCGAGGCAUUUUACUUAUCAUUAAAUAGCUAUUACUGAUAACCCUAGUAUGUUUAACAUCAGUUGUUACUGGUCUUUCAUUGCCUUUGUCAGAUAAAAAUAUUAAAAAGCAGGCUUGUCUGUUAGGAAAUAUUUGAAUUUUUUUAGAUAUUAUAAAAAUGACAGUUAUAUGCACAUUAAUGGAAACCAAAAGUACAUAGGUAUGUACAGUGAAACAGGAAAAUAAAGUGUACUUAAAAAAGGCAGUUUUACUUAGUCAAGCUAUGUACAAAUUCUCAAGGGGUGAUAAAAUGUAUGAAUUUACAAAAUUUGGUCUAAUAUAUAGUCAAUAAUUAAUGGAAUGUAAAGUAUUUAAUGUCAAAUCUAUAUAAAAAGCACACUUGCUGAAUAUUAGUUGGGUCUUACACAAAAGCAUUUUAAAAUGAAAUUGUGCAAGAGACUAAAAACAAUGUCAGACACCAAAAUAAUACGUACAACACUUUCAUUAAAUUGGCUAUAAUCCUUCA